Messenger RNA from Vitrella brassicaformis, 1976 nucleotides. The record is from the annotation of a GenBank genome assembly. NCBI's taxonomy places the organism in Eukaryota, Vitrellaceae.
CGCGAGGUUAAAUGGCUGUGGCGCGUCGGCAGACCCAGCGACAGAGCGAGCCGGUGGUCAUCGGCCAUGUGGCUGCACCGCGGGCCCCGGGGGUCGGUGUGGGGGGCGGCAUGGCUGGUGCUAGCAUGGCGGCUGCUGCAGUGGAGGACGAGGCAGAUGACGAUAGCUGGGACGAGAGUGAUGACGAUAUCCAGGCCUCUGUGGGUCCGCCUCCGUUUGUGCCGGGCCAGCUUCAGAACCAACAGCAGCAGCAGCAGCCCAACGGCCUGGUGGGCGCGUCGUCCCCUCUAAUGCCCAGUGGUGAGCCAGCCAGAUGGAUCUUAGUGGGCGCGAGAUAGACACACAUCCGUGCACGGCUUGUUGUUGCUGAUGACUGCAGGCAGUCGUCCCCAUCCGCCCACCCUGGGUCUGGGCUCGCCUGACCACGACAUGGAACAGACAGACGACAGCACAGGCGGCCACAGCAUGCACCCACACCACCCACAGCAUCAGCACCAGCAGAGCCUGGCCACACCCGCGCCGCCCUCAGCCAACAGCCACAACAACAGCAGCAAUGUGCCCGACGUGCCCAUCAAGCAGGAGGAGAUGGAGGAGGCUCCAGCUUCCCCCAUCAGCAAAAACGGCGCGGGCAUCUUCAGCGGCGGGCUGCCGCACCGGUUUGGGUGGCCACCCUUCAUGCCGCCAUUCCCCAUUGCGUCCGUCGCCAUGGGCAUGGACAUGGCCAUCGGCUUGGGUGCCGGGGGGCGUGGGAGGGGCGCUGGCAUCGCUCCUGAGGGUGGUGGGUGCGCCAAGCCCAAAAGCGUCGGGAGGGGCGUUUGGUUGCCGCCGCUGCCCCCGUUCAUGACGAAGGGCACUGCGACGAAGGGCACUGCGAUGAAGGGCACGGUCGAUGACGGGAUGGGACCUUGCCAGGUGGGAGGGACGGGGGGCGGCAUAGGCGGCAUGGGCAUGGGCAUGGGGAGGGGCGGACACACGGGCGGUUAUGGGCCCCGUCGCGGCAAGGAUAGCGAGCAAGACAUCGAUGAGGAACCGCUGGGUAAGCGGAAGGGGUACACACGUACACAUCCACUUAUGUGCAUUGUGUCGGCUUGCAGGGGAGGUGGAGGAGACCAAGCGCGCAACCCAGCUACUCAAGACCACACAGAUCGACGACGAACUCUGCCUCCAGUACGGUGAGUGACAGACACACCACACGGACUGAUGUCCUCCGACUACCCAUUCAUCCAUUCAUCCAUUCAUCCAUCCAUUCUCCUUCUGUCCAUCCAUGUGCACAGCUUGCCACCCAGACGAGCAGCUGUCGAAUGAGGACCUGACGAACAACGCCCGCUCCCUGCUGCAGCGGCUCCGCAGCCACGGUGUGGGCGCUGGCGGCAUGGGCCCCAAGGGCGGGCUGGGCAUCAAGUGGGACGGAAAGUACCGCCGAUUCCGUGUGGAGCUCGAGUACAAGACGCAGCGGUAUGAGGGCGGCUCCCAGAUGGUGUCCAAGCAGACCUUCGCCGGGCUCGUCGACGCCCUCGGCAGGGCCGUCCGCCGCCGCAACGGCAUCAGCCGGCAGCUGGGGCUGCCCCAGCUGCCGUUCAAGGGGCUCCUGCAGUCGAUAUGGGGCGACGAGAUCGACAACUUCUACCGCAUGGAUACCAACGGAGAUGACGACGGGGAUGGGGGCGGGGGUGCGCCAAAGGUGAGGGUGACGGUCAAGGGAGGGGGGUUGCCCAAGCCCAAGGCGAAGCCCAUGCGGUGCCCGCAUAUCAACGAUGCGGGCGGCGGGAAGGCAGCCCCAGCUUUGGUGCAGUGUUCGCGUCGGCAGACCCAGUGGCAGAGCGAGCCGGUGGUCAUCGGCCAUGUGGCAGCACCGUGUGCCGCGGGGGUCGGUGUGGAGGGCGGCAUGGCUGGUGCUAGCAUGGCGGCUGCUGCAGUGGAGGACGAGGCAGAUGACGAUAGCUGGGACGAGCAGUGAUGGCGACAGACAGACAGAC